Messenger RNA from Meloidogyne enterolobii, 138 nucleotides. The record is from the annotation of a GenBank genome assembly. NCBI's taxonomy places the organism in Eukaryota, Metazoa, Nematoda, Chromadorea, Rhabditida, Meloidogynidae.
AUGUUUCUAAUUAAGGACAACCGAAUCAGGGACAAGGAUCAGGGUCUAAUCAAGGAGGGAGUUCUCGUCAACGAGGCACACAACGCCAAGGACGAGGAUCUGGAGGUUUUUAUUGAAAAUCUUAGAAACAAAUUUUAA